Cucumis sativus (cucumber) is the source of this 1299-nucleotide messenger RNA. RefSeq names its product peroxidase 17-like. The record is from RefSeq and is a predicted model, not a curated record. Gene Ontology annotation, molecular function: peroxidase activity; heme binding. Gene Ontology annotation, biological process: hydrogen peroxide catabolic process; response to oxidative stress. Lineage: Eukaryota; Viridiplantae; Streptophyta; Magnoliopsida; Cucurbitales; Cucurbitaceae.
CCAUCCUUAGCCCAUAUAGCCUUUGUCGUCUAUAACUUGCCAUUGCCAUUGCUAUUGUGCUCUGCUAUAAGAAAGCUUUCCAACCUAAACAACUUUUUUAGUGAAUACUGAAUGAAUUCUAUUCCCAACGCGCAACCAAUGGCCAAUACCUUCUUCCCUCUCUUCCUCUUCUUCCUCCUCUUCCACUUUCCAUCCCUUUCUCCGGCCAAACUCCAGCUCAAUUUCUACUCCAACUCAUGCCCUCAGGCCGAAGCCAUAGUCCGUUCUGUGAUGCACAAAGCUUUCAUCAGAGAACCUCGUAGUGUCGCCUCCGUUAUGCGUUUCCAGUUUCACGAUUGCUUUGUUAAUGGCUGUGAUGCUUCUAUGUUGCUAGAUGAUACGCCGACGAUGCUUGGAGAGAAACUCUCUCUUGCUAACAUUAAUUCGCUUAGAUCUUACGAAGUCGUUGAUGAAGUGAAAGAGACUUUGGAGAAGGUUUGUCCUGGCAUUGUUUCUUGUGCAGAUAUCAUAAUUAUGGCAUCCAGAGACGCUGUCUUUUUGACAGGCGGCCCUGAUUGGCCAGUAGAACUGGGACGGCUGGACAGUUUAACAGCAAGCCAAGAGGACUCGGACCAAAUCAUGCCAAGUCCAAGAGCCAAUGCAACUUCUCUCAUUGACCUUUUCAGCAAAUACAACCUCUCCGUCAAAGAUUUGGUAGCUCUUUCAGGUUCGCACUCAAUUGGCAAAGGCCGAUGUUUCUCCAUCAUGUUUCGACUCUACAACCAAUCCGGCACAGGACGACCAGACCCAGCAAUCGAGCCUAGGUUCAGAGAAGAGCUCUUCAAGCGAUGCCCUCAUGGCGUGGAUGAAAAUGUGACACUCAACCUUGAUUCCACACCUUACGUUUUUGACAAUCAGUACUUCAAGGACUUGGUUGGUGAGGGUUUGUUGAAUUCUGAUGAAACUCUUUACACAUUCGGUGAAACUAGAAAGUACGUGAGGUUCUUUAGCAAAAAUCAAAGUGCAUUUUUUGAUGCAUUUGUGGAAGGUAUGUCGAAGAUGGGCGACUUGCAAUCUGGCCGGCCGGAAGUGAGAAGGAACUGUCGGGUAGUGAAUGGCCAAUCUGUGAUCAUAUAAACAAAGGUUUUUUUUUUUUUCUUUUUUCUUUUUGUGUCUGGUAUAUGGUAAAAAUUUGUUCACACAGGUUUGAUUUAAGUUGAUGGGAUGUGUUACUAUCAGUAUAGGAGAAGUAUCUAUUGUAAAAGUUCCGUUAUUUACAGAUGAAUGACAACCAAAUUUAAAAAAUGCUUGAGACUAUAA